Molecule: messenger RNA, 1752 nt
Organism: Clavispora lusitaniae ATCC 42720
Lineage: Eukaryota; Fungi; Ascomycota; Pichiomycetes; Serinales; Metschnikowiaceae
Gene: MID1
Product: Mid1p
Biological process (GO): calcium ion import across plasma membrane
Molecular function (GO): calcium channel activity
Source: RefSeq, a predicted model, not a curated record
AUGCCCACUUUGAGCUGGAGGUUCACAAAUACAAGAGGAUAUCAGCGCAAACCUAAACAUUCCUACUCAAUGUAUCCGUAUUUUUUUUUUGGUGAAAGAAGUGAAAGUAAGAACUUGUGGACUGCAUUCUUAUCAGGCGCAUCACAUCACAUCUACGCCUCCAUGCAGCUUCUUUCGACGCUAGUGGCAUUAAUAGCAGUGGCCUUUGCCGCAGAGCAAGACCUUGGGCUAGAAGAGGAAAGACUAAACCACCAUACACAUGAGCAAAAUGAAUUAGGGCUCAAUGAGCUACCGGCGGAGAUCGAAAUUGACCACGCACAAGCUUUCUACGAUUACCGCGAAACCAACACCAACAUCAGCAAAAGAGACUCAGAACCCACUUUGCUUGAGGACUUUGUUCCUGUUGCCUCCACAAUUGUCCAGGGCACUUCACAGCGGUAUGUUUUCCCUGUCAACUUCACCGACGGUAUCGGUGAGGCAUACGAGCUUUUGGUAUUUCUCACGGGAACCAUUUGCGCGCAGCCCGACGGCGGCAACGACUUGCAAAUGUCAUUUGGAUUCAACGAGCUGUAUUUGGGCGACGGAGACUCCUUCAAGAAUGGUUAUUUCCAAGGCUUGGCCGAAGUGCCUGCAGUCAACAACGACAAUUUGGCCUUGUACAAAAACGUGUACAUGGAAGUGCGCGCGCCCGAGCACAUAAAUCGCACGGCGCAGUGGGAAUACCAAGUGGGCGUCUCGCAACAGGACUUGGUAUUCCAGUGGAGCUCGCAGCUGUUUGCGACAGUGGUUGAUACAGACGAUACCAGUGCGUUGGUCGUGACGGGAAAUUUGACUGAGCCGGAGGAAGGCCAGGAUGCGAUCGAUUCGGGGUACCAACUUUUUGUCUACGAACACGGCGCGGACAGUGCGCAUCUCAGCGGGUUGAACAAUAGUUGGUGCGCGGUGCGGUCGGGCCCCGCGCUCUUUAGCACAGCAAACUUUUCAGUUUCCUACACGCGGCGGGGCGGGACUUUGCGCGAGCAAUUCUAUGUGACAGGGCUCAACGCCUCAACACGCUACACGGCGUAUGUUGUUUUGGAUUUCAAGGACUCCUCGUUGGGCGGCGUCGUGUACCGUCUGUUUGAAAUUGAAACCAUGACCUCGGGCGCGUGUUCGUUGGUGCACAGUCUAGAUUUCUGCUCCGAAGUGGCUUACUCGGUGCCUGCGCUGUCGCAUGCGCAGUACCGCUCUAAUUCAGAACUCGGUGCACUAUACGAUUACCAUGCACAGCAACUUUAUUCCAAUUUUUCGAAAGCCAUGGAGCAGAUUGCGUGCAACACUAGCGCCGAGGCAAUCUACCUGCCUGUUCGGACGUGUGAUGAUUGCCGCGAUUCGUACAAAUACUGGCUCUGUGCGGUGACCAUCCCGCGUUGUCUGACGCGCGAGCUCAACCAUUUUGUUCGCCGCGAACCGGGCGAGUCCCGCAGCGACUUUAUCAACGAUGUAAUCGCACCAAACUUAACUUAUUAUGAAGUCAUGCCAUGUAUUGACAUCUGCUGGUCCAUGGUUCGUGAUUGUCCGGCGGAUCUCGGGCUUCUCUGUCCGAAGCACAAUGCGCUGGUAGCUAAGUCUUAUUUCUGGGACGUCGGUGCAAACUAUUCUACGUGCAACUUUGUUGGCGUGCAAGCCCUGGUGGAAGGACGUGCCGCUGCCAUUAGUGUCGGUUUUUGGACGCUUUUGGGUGCCUUUGCCUCGGUAAUGAUGGUGGUAUGA